AUGGCUGCUGAGGCUGCGCAAUCAGAAGUGGAGCUCCCUGCUACUCCGCUCAAUCUCCUGCGCUCGAGCUCUCUGCCGAUGUUGGCGGUGUGGCGCCACUUCAGGGCAUGGACUCGGCCUGCCAGCAGCCUCCUGCUCCACUUCACGGCUGGUGCACCAUGCACACCGCCGCUUGUCGCUCAGUCGGUGCCGGUGACGCAGCCGCCCGUCGUGGGGUCGGCGCCGGUGACGGCGGUGGGCGUCGUCCCCGACACGGCUCGUAAUGUGUCUCUUGAGUCUGCGCCUCCUCAUGCAGCACCUCUGAGAACCGCGCCGCCACCGCAAGGGGCCAGGCGACAUCCCAUCAGGGUCGCAAUUCUCCUCGUCGCUGUCCCUCCUCGUCGUAUCGCUCUGCUCAUCGCGGCGGCCGUGGCGGUUGGAGGGGAUGUCAUGGUUCUGGCCGAGGUGGCGUGA
Closterium sp. Naga37s-1 is the source of this 453-nucleotide messenger RNA. The record is from the annotation of a GenBank genome assembly. Lineage: Eukaryota; Viridiplantae; Streptophyta; Zygnematophyceae; Desmidiales; Closteriaceae.